UAUCUUGUCCGCACUCACUCGUCAUUAGGGUUUCUAUAUAUAUUUCUAAAAAGGCGAAAUCGUCCCGCCGCCGCUCUCAGAUUGCACCUCGAAGCUUGCCGUUCUCGGUUCGUAUCUUCAUUAGGGCCCUUCAUUAGCCAUGGCGGAGCAGACUGAGAGGGCCUUCCUCAAGCAACCGAAAGUGUUCUUAAGUUCAAAAAAGCCUGUAAAGGGUAAUAGGCCUGGGAAGGGUGGGAAUCGAUUUUGGAAGAAUAUUGGUCUUGGCUUCAAGACACCUAGGGAGGCCAUUGAAGGGACCUACAUUGACAAGAAAUGCCCAUUUACUGGUACUGUCUCUAUAAGAGGUCGCAUCUUAGCAGGCACAUGCCACAGUGCUAAGAUGAAUAGGACAAUCAUUGUUCGUCGGAACUACCUUCACUAUGUGAAGAAGUAUCAGCGGUACGAGAAAAGACACUCCAACAUUGCUGCACAUAUUUCACCAUGCUUCCGUGUGAAGGAAGGUGAUCACGUUAUCAUUGGACAAUGCAGGCCAUUGGCAAAGACUGUGCGGUUCAAUGUGCUGAAAGUUAUCCCAGCUGGGUCUAGCGGUGGCUCCAAAGGAAAGAAAGCAUUUGCUGCAGCUUGAGGUUGUCUCCAGUAUUCUGAAGCAUCACUCAGUAGUUGGAAGAUCAUGCUAGUUUUGUGUUUAGCUUUAAGUGCAUCAUUACAGUACUCUUUUCUUAAGACUGUGAUCGGAUUUUGAGGCUUCUAAUUAAAACUGAAGUGUUAAAAACAUCUGAACUAUUUCAUUUUAAUUUUUUUAGCAAUUUGAUCUUUCUUUUUUGUUUCA
Molecule: messenger RNA, 829 nt
Organism: Dendrobium catenatum
Lineage: Eukaryota; Viridiplantae; Streptophyta; Magnoliopsida; Asparagales; Orchidaceae
Product: 40S ribosomal protein S11
Exons: 6
Coding region: 140-625 (161 amino acids)
Biological process (GO): translation
Cellular component (GO): ribosome; cytosolic small ribosomal subunit
Molecular function (GO): structural constituent of ribosome
Source: RefSeq, a predicted model, not a curated record